UCCUGCCCUCUAGGGCAGAACUGAAGAGAAUAAUAGAAACAAUAUGUAUCAGUCAUCCUGAGGUUCUUCUGAACGAAGACGACCAAAAUAUCUAUCUUAUUGGAAGCAGUAGUGAUGUGUCCGAUGCCAGGCAGGUUCUUCUGCUCGAUCACAGUAAAGUGAAGGAUAAAAAAGUGGGUGGAGCGAGCGAGUUUCCAUUAUAUGCUUCAGGCUGGUCAACUCUUGCUGCAAAGGAGAGUAUUCCUCUCACUACAUCGUCCAUCGGAGGAUUUUUGGAUGAGAAAACGGAUCGCCUGCUGAGGCCAGACGCAGAUGACAGGAGAGCUGAAGGAGCUGGACAGUAUAAAAUAGCCGCGAGGUUCAGAGGUUUAGGCUCAGCUGCACUCGGCAGUCGAACAUCUGACUUCACCUCACGAACAAAGUCGUCUACCAGCAGACAUAGUCGCUCCGGGCCAAUGUUAGGGCACGACGUACUGUCAGAUUCACCGAAGAUUUCUGGUGAGGCGGUCUCAAGAGCAGCGGCCCAAAACACUGGAGGGGAUAUUUUGUUCAAAGGAGAGUAUGCUCUGCCUUCAUUUGCAUCUCUGUCCAGUAAAACCUCUUUAAACCCAGAGGUGAUGGAUGUCCGACCGAGGACCUCAACCUCCCCCGUCAGCACUGCUCAGACCAGCUGGUCAGGGAGUGCUGAGAUUUCACCUGCUGGGUCUGGAGCCACCUUGAAACGGGCCAACAGUUUCUCUGGAGUCUCCCAGAAGAAGGCUCAGGUCACGGAUCACAGGAGCGAGGAGAGUCCCAGCAAAUCCAGCGUCAGACCCAGAAGAUCUUCCAGCUUCAGCAGCCAAACGCAGAAAGUUCAGACUGCAGAGCUCACAGUGUACUCGGUCAUUUGGCAGCACAUAAAAGAGGCAUACAAACCCCUAAUAGAUGACCUGACCUCCGAUGUGCAGAUGACAGAGAGGCCCUUGGAGGGAAACAGAGAUGUGACUCUCUCUAUAAGAGGGGCCACCUCGUCUAAAGUGGAGUCCUGUCAGCAGGCUUUACAGAGGCUGAUCGACUCAGUUAACUUGGAUUUCUCCGUGCAGGAGCUGUCUCUUUCAGAGCUCGGCAUUGCAGAACCAACAGAUGAAACCCUGCUGGCUUGUUUUUUAGAGAUUCGUAGCCGUUUCAAGAAGGUUACCAUCCAGACAUUUAAGGACAAAAUGUAUUUUCUUGGCCCAGUAAAAAUGUGUACUCAAGUGUGUGCUUCACUGCGCAAAGUCUUUUCUGGGGAUUUGAGGCAAUCGUCUGCGCAGUACCACAGCUACAGCCUUUCUACUUCUCAGGAAAACGUCCUUCCUUCUGUUCAGAACAACAAAGACCAAAAUACUAGUCCUUACUUAAAUGCUAUGUCUCAGGCUAUCCCGGAGAGCAAAAUGGGCAAAGCUAAUGGGACUUAUCAGAAUGAGGAGUGGCAAACAACCUACAGCAACGACUUCUGUGAUAAAGGUCCUGUGAAUGGAUUCAUUAGCCCAUCAUCCGUAAAAAAAGACCAUGUGAUUAAGGAGAAAGUGAAAAUUACUGAUACAGGUGGAAAGGAUUGGAAGAAGACUAACUAUUCAUCUGAAAAUUAUUCAAGUUUGAAUGUUGUCAAGUCAGCUACACCCUGGGUUGAAACAGAGGGAGCUGUUUACACCACCCAAGUGGACCAUGUAGGGCGAGAACCGGCAAACAACCAGAGCCCCAGAGAGGAAUGCCGGUCAGGUCAGGAGGGCUCGGCGGCACUCUGUCUCUUGUGUGAGGCAAAUCUACCGUCAGUGAAAACAAAGUGUGGCGUCGCCAUGUGCUCCAAGUGCCAGAAAUCCAAGCACAAUAAGUGCAGAGUUUGUAACGAGACGGAGCACAAGCUGGAGCAGAAACCACCUGGAAUUCACGGCCACAUGAGCCAAAGCAAACUAUCCAUCAGCUUACCUGGUUACAACAAGUUCUCCACCAUCAAGAUCACAUACCACAUCCCGGAUGGCAUCCAAGGGGAGGGUCACCCAUUUCCUGGAAAGCCGUUUCAGGGAGGCGUAUUCGAAGCCUUCCUUCCUGACUCCAAGGACACGAGGAAGCUGCUGCCCAGGCUGGAGAGAGCCUUCAGGCGGGGACUCACCUUCACCGUGACGGGCAAAGACGCCGAGGCCAGGAUCAACUGGGACUGCAUCCCGCACAAGACCAGCGUGCAGGGCGGCAAAUCGAAGAACGGUUAUCCAGAUGCCACUUACUUGAAGCGCUUGUCCGAGGUCUUGACCCAGCAAGGGAUCGAGGAAUGAGCGUCCGAGCCCUCUCACCAUUCUCUAGAUUUCUUUCCACCUCUGUCUUAUAACUUUUCACACUGUGUUUCCAUUGGACUUGGUGCCAGUACGGGUUGGUCUCCUGCAGCAGGUUGAUGUUGGAGUAUUGGUCCACCCAGUAACUGAAAUCUUUUCUUUCUUUCUCCUUUAAGCCUAUCUCACUGUUGAUUAAAAAGAAAAUAAUUCAAUGUUGGACUGUAUUUUAAGUGACCAGUCAUCAUUACUGAUAAUAUACCACAAAACAUUCCUACAUUAAACUUAUUUUAUAACAAUUUGUAUUGUGAAGUUUGAGCUUCAAUGUAUAAGUUUACUUUUUUUUAAAGCUGAAUGGUUUCAAUAAUUAAUGUUUUGUAAAAAUCCCACUUUGACUGUAAAGUGUUGAAACAGUAAAAUAAAAAAAAGCACAUU
Messenger RNA from Salarias fasciatus (jewelled blenny), 2720 nucleotides. RefSeq lists its product as uncharacterized. The transcript is spliced from 3 exons. Gene Ontology annotation, biological process: Notch signaling pathway; protein ubiquitination. Lineage: Eukaryota; Metazoa; Chordata; Actinopteri; Blenniiformes; Blenniidae. The coding region runs from base 456 to 2291 and encodes 611 amino acids. The record is from RefSeq and is a predicted model, not a curated record.